Sitophilus oryzae (rice weevil) is the source of this 1954-nucleotide messenger RNA. RefSeq names its product protein SON-like. The transcript is spliced from 2 exons. The record is from RefSeq and is a predicted model, not a curated record. The coding region runs from base 80 to 1627 and encodes 515 amino acids. NCBI's taxonomy places the organism in Eukaryota, Metazoa, Arthropoda, Insecta, Coleoptera, Curculionidae.
UAUUUAUAGUUGGGAUAACAUUUUUCUUUCUCAUUUCCGAGUUUGGUAUCGGUAUACUGAAGUAUUACCGGUUAAUGAAAUGAAUGUACGUUGUGUUUUCGUUUUGGCUUUAAGCGUUGCAUUUUCUAAUGCUGGAAUCAUCAAUGAACAUUACUCAGGAGGAUAUGGACAGGAACAUGGAGGGGGCUCAAUUAUCGAUAAAGCAAUUGGUGCAUGGAACUCCGGUAUUUCUUCAAUAUUAAGUCCCGAAAAUUCCGCAGGCCAUUCAUUCGAAGCACAGCCGGUAGCUCACUACGACUCAGAUGACUCAUGUGACACGGAUAUUUCUUCACCUGUCGUUGAAUCUGCAGCACUUGCAAAUUCCGGGUCUAUUGAAGUCGCAGAUGAUUCGGCUAAUAAAGAAGUAUCACCAGUUGAAACGCAACCAAUAGUUAAUUACGAAUCAGGAUCAUACGACAAAGAAAUUUCACCAGCAGUAGAUGCUGGUCCUGCUGUAUAUAAUUCUAUUGAUGUAACAGAUAACUCUAAUAACAUUGUAAUAUCACCCUCUAGUUAUGAGUCAGUAGAGCAAGUCGAGUUUCCACAACCCCAUUACACUUCGGUGGGAUCAGUAGCAGAAUCAAAUUACGAAUCAUCAAAUUACUACCAAUCAAUACAGCAAGACACAAAAGAGUCGUAUUCAUCAUACUCAGCCGUACCAGUAGUACAAGAAUCUAGUUACGCACCAAUUGCAGUAGAGCAACCUGCUUCAGUUGAAGUGGCAACAGUAGCACAAACGAUAUAUAAUUAUGUGCCAACCGAAUCAGUACAAAUAUAUCACCCUGAGUUUAGUCCAGUAGCACCAGCAGUAGAAGCAGUAACUAGUUAUGAAUCAGUAGAGUCAGUACCGGUAUAUCAACAGGAUUCAGUUGCAAUUCAACCCGAUACGAGUUACGAUAAUUCAGUACCAAUUAUAAUUCCAAUAACACAAAACAUUUCAGUAAACCCAGUAACAUAUAUUACACAAGAAAAAGAAGCAGAAGCUUCACCAGAAGUUGUAUAUGUGACAGAACCUGUAUAUAUAACAGAACCUGUAUAUGUGACAGAACCUGUAUAUGUGACAGAAACUGUAUAUGUGACCGAGCCUGUAUACGUGCCAGAGCCUGUAUAUGUGACAGAAACUGUAUAUGUAACUGAACCUGUAUAUAUAACAGAACCUGUAUAUGUGACAGAACCUGUAUAUGUGACAGAAACUGUACAUGUGACUGAGCCUGUAUACGUGCCAGAGCCUGUAUAUGUGACAGAAACUGUAUAUGUAACUGAACCUGUAUAUGUGACAGUACCUGUGUACGUAACAGAAGCUGAAUGUGAACCAGAGAUACCUGUUGUAGCUACAACACAGUCAGUUGUUGUAGUAGAGCCUGUUGAGACGAUAACUGAAGCUCCCUGUGAUACUGAGCCGGUAUAUGUGACAGAACCUGUAUAUGUAACAGAAGCUGCUCUACCUGCAACUGAGCAGGUUUCCAUACUGCCUGUUGAGUCGGUAACUGAAUGUGAACCAGAGAUACCUGUUGUAGCUACAACACAGUCAGUUGUUGUACAGCCUGUUGAGCCUGUAACUGAAACUCCCUGUGAUACAGAAGCGUAGGCUGUCCCUAUCGAGCCAUGUGACUCCGAUUGCUAAAAUUAUUUGAAUUAUCUUGUCAUAUAUAAAUUAUUGUUUAAUAUGUAAUAUAAAAUUUUAAAUAUAUAUUAUAUAUUGAAGUAAAACUGCGUUAUAAAAUUGAUAGUAAUAAUUUGGAUCUAUCAUAAGUAGUAUAUAAUUAAAUUUAACACAUUAUACUUUAUUUUAUAUAUUUACUCUAUAAUAUAAUUGCAAUUAAGCAAAAGUUAUAAAUAUUUAUAUAGCAUAACUUUAAAAAGGAUAGGUACAUCAGUUAUUUAGUCUUAUAUUUAUAUGAUUUAAUAUUAUUAA